GCCCUGAACUGCAAGUCCCAGCGGCCCCCGCGCGGAAGGGAGGUGUCGUACCGGAUGUCCGUUACGGCUGCGGCCCGGAGAGCAGCCUGAAGCCGGGGUUUUGGAAGUCAUUCAGUCUCCGCGGGACCCCGGCGAUCGGGGAGAUCGGGGUGGGGGCUCUACCCCGAAGGAUCACCAUGAUCCGGUUCAUCCUCAUCCAGAACCGAGCAGGCAAAACUCGCCUGGCCAAGUGGUACAUGCAGUUUGAUGAUGAUGAGAAGCAGAAGCUGAUUGAAGAGGUCCACGCCGUGGUCACCGUCCGGGAUGCCAAGCACACUAACUUUGUGGAGUUCCGAAACUUCAAGAUCAUUUAUCGCCGUUACGCUGGCCUCUACUUCUGCAUCUGUGUGGACGUCAAUGACAACAACUUGGCUUACCUAGAGGCCAUCCACAACUUCGUGGAGGUCUUAAAUGAAUAUUUCCACAAUGUCUGUGAACUGGACCUGGUCUUCAACUUCUACAAGGUAGGGUCGCCUGGGGCUGAGGGAGCCAGGUCACCCUGGCCCAGAGAGCCGGGCCCUCCUCCUGCUGGGACAUCAGCCCUGGCUCACUGUCUCCCUCUCCAGGUUUACACCGUGGUGGAUGAGAUGUUCCUGGCUGGGGAGAUCCGAGAGACGAGCCAGACGAAGGUGCUCAAACAGCUACUGAUGCUGCAGUCCCUGGAGUGAGGGCCCAGGAGGUGCCCAGCCCGGGACACCCGCCCCACCCCCUGCCCUGCCCCUCUGGCCUCUCCCCCUGAGCCCCACAGAUGCUCUGAGUUGACCGUCUGGGACGGUGGGACCACACCCUGGCCGGGAUCAGGAGGAGGGGAGCCCCCUGUGUGUGGUGCCAUAGACCCUUGUAACCCUGCUGCCGUGGCAGUGACGCUGUGAGCAUGUGAGUGAGUGAGAGUGAGUGUGCGCGUGUGCGUGUGUGUACACAUAUGUAUGUACCUGGAGUUCCCAAUAAAGUUGUGGACCUGGCCUGCC
This is a messenger RNA of Monodelphis domestica (gray short-tailed opossum), 1007 nucleotides long. NCBI's taxonomy places the organism in Eukaryota, Metazoa, Chordata, Mammalia, Didelphimorphia, Didelphidae. The record is from RefSeq and is a predicted model, not a curated record.